ACUGAGCUGUGAGUUGCUUUUGGAAGAAGUGCCUUACAGUAAAGAUACUUUUGUGAUAGAAACAUUUGCACAAACCUUAAUUAUUAUUAUUAUUAUUAUUUAUUCUAUUGUCGGCGGAAAUCAGGUUCUCUUCCUGUUGAACGAAGAGGAGAUGGAGUUAAACCAACAUAGUUGUUGUUCUCAGCAUGGUCGAUGGUGCAUUUGCACCGAAGCAUUGCUCGCUUUGAACGACUUAAGACAGAAAACCUUACUAUGUGAUGCAGUGUUGAGGUUAGAAGACGGUGGCGUUUUUCCUGUCCACAGAGUGAUCCUGUCGGCGUGUAGUACAUAUUUCAGGUACCUUUUCACCACAUUUGAUACCAAGGAGCAGAAUGAAAUUCUCCUGCAAGGAAUAAGCUCCUACAUAAUGACACAGAUAUUGGAUUAUGUUUAUUUGAGGAAGAUACACAUCCACUGCGACAACGUGUGUCAGCUGCUUGUGACAGCUGAUUACUUGUGCGUGCUAAGCGUCCUUGAGCUCUGCUGCGAGUUCCUCAAGCACAAGUUGGGCUUCGAGAAUUGUAUCGGCAUCAUGCUUUUCGCAAGGUGUUACUUCUGCACCGACCUUGAGAAUCAUGCUCGUCGUUUCAUUUUGCGCCACUUCGUGCAAGUGUCGCAGCAGAGCGAAGAACUGCUGGAACUGCCUGCAGAGGAGCUGCAAGCGAUAAUCGGGUCGGAAGACCUGAACGUGAAGAACGAAAAAGUUGUGUGGGAGUGCAUUCUCCGGUGGAUUAACCACGAUCCGGACAACAGAAAAAGCCACUUCGUGGACCUUUUUAUGAACGUCAGGAUAGGACUACUAGAAACACGUUUCUUCCACGAAAAGGUAAGAAAUCACCCUUAUGUGAAAGAAAAUAUGGCGUGCAAACCCAUGAUCGUUGAGAUGCUCACGUUUCUGUACGACGUGCAAACGAUAACGAAGAAAGCAGAGAGAGUCCUGUUACCAAAGAUUGCCUACCCGCGAAUCCCACAGGAUAUUCUGUUUGCUAUUGGUGGCUAUCGUGACGGAAUCCCGACAGAUGUGAUUGAAACGUACGACACACGAGCAGACCGAUGGAUUAACAUGGAGGAGGUCGACCCAUUCGGUCCGCGAGGCUACCAUGGCACGGCAGUAAUCGGUUUCAACAUUUAUGUCCUCGGUGGUUUCAACGACGUGGAAUACUUGAACUCAUGUCGCUGCUUCAACGCCGUUACGAAGACAUGGAGCGAGGUGGCGCCUAUGAACUCCUGCAGAUCUUACUUUUGUGUGGCAGUGCUGGGAGAAGUAGUUUACGCUAUUGGCGGGCAUAAUGGCUUUCAUCGAUUCAAAACUGCAGAGCGGUAUGACUACAACACGAACCAGUGGUCUUUGAUCGCUCCCAUGAGCACUGAGCGAUCCGAUGCAAGCGCUACUGAGCUGAAUGGUAAAAUAUACGUCGUUGGUGGGUUUAAUGGUUGGAAUUAUAUGAACUCAGCAGAAGUGUAUGGCCCAGAGACCAACCAGUGGACAUUGAUUUCACCGAUGCUUUCUCAGCGAACCGGCGUUGCUUGCACUGCCCUCCACGGCUGUGUUUAUGCCAUAGGAGGAUUUAACGGGAUAUCACGCGUUUGCAGUGGUGAGAAGUAUAACCCUGCAACAAACACGUGGACCCAGAUCCCUGAAAUGUACGAACCACGCAGCAACUUCGCCAUUGAAGUGAUGGACGACAUGAUCUUCGCCAUUGGUGGAUUCGGUAACGUGGAUGCCACCUACUGCGUCGAAUGUUACGACGAAAUAACAAAUACAUGGUACGAGGCGACACACAUGAAUAUUUAUAGAUCAGCGUUGUCGGCCUGCAUAGUCAAGGACCUACCGAAUGCAAGGGAUUACGUUUAUAAGCACAGGGAAAGAUUACUGGAAGAUUUACGUCAAAAUAAGUUGGCCAUGGAAAUUCAUGGAGACCUGGAAUACGAAGCCCUCGGCGACAACAUCAAUUUUGAUUUCGAUUUUUAAGAAAACGACGAUGACUGGGACUUGGUGUAACGUCCGCGAUGAGAAAACAGGAUGGGACAAAAAUAAAUAUAAAUAUUGUUUGCAUCAGGAAAGGAAACAUUAUUUCUCCUCAGCAUUUUAUGUUAAAUUUCGUUAAACACUGGAAUUUUGAUAUAUACAUAUACAGUAUUAAAUAUAACAGCCAAAUAUAGGCAAGCCCAAAAUAGAAGCACUAUUAACACAAAGCAAAAUAAAUUAAGAAAUAUAAAUAAAAACAAAUAAUCCACCUAAGGAACACUAACUAAGAUAACUAAGCUAGAUCAUCUAUCAAGACAACCUAUCUAGAUCAUUUCACUUAUUGAGAACGUGCCCUCAAGGGAGACAAUGUUUAUGCUAAAUACGUCCAAGGAUUUACAUAAUAAUUGUAUUCGAAAGACGCUGUCAUAAAAUAAAAUUGUAUCAUAUAUGUAGCACGUGCUUAAAACAAUAUGUAUCCCGGAAAUAGCUGCUGCCCUAUGUACCUUAGGGACAUGGAAGUACAUGCUCUGUAAAGUGGUGAACAGAUGGAAUAAUAAUAAAUAACAUUUUUUUAUAAUUUUCAGAA
Messenger RNA from Zootermopsis nevadensis, 2594 nucleotides. The record is from RefSeq and is a predicted model, not a curated record. NCBI's taxonomy places the organism in Eukaryota, Metazoa, Arthropoda, Insecta, Blattodea, Termopsidae.